UUUGUUUUUUGGGUUAUGGUCCUAUGGACAAUUAAAAACUCCUAGUUCUUGGUUUGCCUUCUCUCCUCUGAUAUUCUUACAAAUAUCAUGCAGAAACUGAAGACUCGCGUGGUGAAAAACAACUGCAAUCCAGAGUGGAAUGAUGAAUUGACACUCUCCAUCACGGAUCUUGAGACCCCAAUCACUCUUACGGUGUUUGACAGAGACACACUAACUUCAGAUGACAAAAUGGGUGAUGCAGAGAUUGACAUCAAGCCCUAUAUAGAAUGCCUUAAAAUGGGGCUGGAAAACCGCCCAGAUGGCAGUGUGGUCAAGCGGAUUCAGCCGAGCCACGAGAAUUGCCUCUCCGAUGAGAGCAGUUGUGUUUGGACCAAUGGAAAAAUUGUUCAGGACAUGUGUCUCAGGUUGCGAAACGUCGAGUGCGGCAAAAUCGUCGUUCAAAUCGAGUGGAUCAAUUUUCCAGGUUGUAAAGGCUUAAUAGGAGAUGAAGCUAAAAAUGGUUCAUUAGAUGUUGAAGCUUCAAAGGGUCUGUUGGGAGUUGAAGGUAAAAGAGGUCUAUUUGGAGUUGAAGCUGCAAAUUAAUUAGUAUUUCUUCUCCUGUAAUGUAUGUAUUUGGUUUCAAGUUUUUGUGUCUUAUGCUUGAAAUAGUGUGUUUGUUUCGAGCUUUGUGUCUUGUGCUUGAAAUAAUGUUGUAUUUAUCUACGUUACAAGCUUAGUGUCUUGGUUAAGAUUGUCAUAGUGGCAUAUCUUCUGUAAGUUUUGUUUCCGAAAAAUUUGUGUUAUCCUGUAUAAAGUACUUGAAAUGGAUAAUGUAUUAGAAAACUAUCUAAACGACCAGUGCAAAUAUA
Morus notabilis is the source of this 848-nucleotide messenger RNA. RefSeq names its product protein C2-DOMAIN ABA-RELATED 7. Bases 88 to 582 code for a protein of 164 amino acids. The transcript is spliced from 2 exons. NCBI's taxonomy places the organism in Eukaryota, Viridiplantae, Streptophyta, Magnoliopsida, Rosales, Moraceae. The record is from RefSeq and is a predicted model, not a curated record.